Messenger RNA from Jaculus jaculus (lesser Egyptian jerboa), 1345 nucleotides. It is a transcript of the gene Cltrn, whose product is annotated as collectrin, amino acid transport regulator. The coding region runs from base 78 to 746 and encodes 222 amino acids. The transcript is spliced from 6 exons. The record is from RefSeq and is a predicted model, not a curated record. Lineage: Eukaryota; Metazoa; Chordata; Mammalia; Rodentia; Dipodidae.
AGAAUGGCUAAGGCAGCUUUAAGUGGAGGGUGGAUUUUUUUUUUCUCAGUUUGUCUUCUGUUUUCGACUCUGAAAGAAUGUUGUGGCCACUCUUUUUUCUGAUGACUGCUAUUCAUGCUGAACUCUGUCAACCAGAUGCAGAAAAUGCCUUUAAAGUGAGACUUAGCAUCAGAACGGCUCUCGGAGAUAAAGCAUAUGUCUGGGAUACAAAUGAAGAAUAUCUUUUUAGAGCAAUGGUGGCUUUCUCCAUGAGAAAAGUUCCCAACAGAGGAGCAACAGAAAUUUCCCAUGUCCUACUUUGCAAUGUAACCCAGAGGGUGUCAUUCUGGUUUGUGGUUACAGACCCUUCAAAAAAUCAUACUCUUCCUGCUGUUGAAGUACAGUCAGCCAUAAGAAUGAAUAGGAACCGGAUCAAUAAUGCAUUCUCUUUGAAUGACCAUACUCUGGAAUUUUUAAAAAUUCCUUCCACUUUUGCACCACCCAUGGAACCAUCUGUGCCUAUCUGGAUUAUUAUAUUUGGUGUGAUAUUUUGCAUCGUCAUAGUUGCAGUUACACUACUGAUUUUAUCAGGGAUUCGGCAACAUAGAAGGAAUACCAAAGGACCAUCUGGAGUGGAUGAUACAGAAGACAAGUGUGAAAACACAAUUACAGUUGAAAAUGGCAUCCCCUGUGAUCCCCUGGAUACAAAGGGAGGGCACAUUAACGAAGUCUUCUUGACAGAGGAAGAGCGUCUCACCCCUCUCUGAGGGUAACAGUUCUUUCUAUGCAUCUACUAAGCAUCCUAAAAUACCAAGGGCAGAUUCUAUAUUUUAUUUCACCACGCUUUUUUGUGAGAUAUUUUCAAUGUGCUUUAAAGUGAUAGGCAAUGAAUUAUACCCAAAAGACCACUAAAAUCAUAAGGUGUGAGAUUACUCAAAAUAUUUUAGAAUAUUUUUCAGGAAACAGAAUGUAUAAGUAUAAUUGUGAUGUUUGUGGUUACUGAUUUAAGCUUUACUAGAGAGAAAGUCAGAUAUAUAUAUUUCACACUUUGAAGGCCUAAGGAAAAAUAAAUUUUCCAGUGGAUAAUAUCUAUAACAUGUAUAGCAAUCAUUGAAAAUGUAUGUUUUUUGAAUAUUGUUUAUAUUACUCUGCAUAUGACUAAGUUAGAGACAGUAAGAUUGGAAUGAAAAAGCUGGGUGUGUAUCAACAAGUGUAUUACAAGGUGGAAUUUUAUUCUGUUAUAUCAACACUUGUUUGUAUAUUUUUUGAAUUUAAGUCUCUAAUAAGAGAACAAAUCUAUUUGUUGACUAAUUUCAAUUUGUACAAGCCCUAUCUAUGCUAAUUUAAUAAAGUGUUGAUCACCUUC